AGGGACAGCCGCAAUGGCCGACUCGGAGAAAUUCUUGGGAAACCAGAUUCAGGUGUAUUUAUAGUCAGGUUGUCAGGCAGCCUGUACUUGGUGAGAGCUGCAGUCUGAUGGUAGGCUGGACAGAACCACAGCACAUCUCAGAGUCAACUGCCAGACAACCAGUUGAGACAGCUGGAGUUCACUUUACGGGUUAACGGAGAUGGAGAAAGGGAAGUCUCGUGUCCCUCAGGCCAGCAGUGUGGCAAAAAACCAAGGAAAAAGCGCAGGUCCUGGCAAAGUGGCCUUUAUGUCAGGAGGAGGUAUCAAGUGUGAGGAAAACGAUACCCCUGACAAGACAGACCAGGAAGGAGACAGGAAAGCUGGCCCUCCAGAUAAGAAUGGUAAAACAGGAAUUCAAAAGAUUUCCAUGUCAAGUGCUGCCCAGGGGAAUAACCUGAUGAAGGAAAACAGUCCACGAACACCUACCGACGGUGGAAAGGAGAAAACCAUUACUUCACUGAAAGAUCACAAAUCUGAGGGAGAUGUAAUGGUGGAGAACGAUGACAGUCCCUUGGACCAAGAAGGGACAAAGGCUUGCAUCAGUUUCUCAAUCUCCAAGAGACAGAAGUCCAAGCUAGUCUCUUUGGCUCCAUUUCAGAAGGAUGACCCAGAGGGAGUUGACCCUUCUGAGGCAUCUGGUUCAGAAGUACCUAAGGAGACUGAGGGUGAAGAGCUAGAUGAAAUCAACAAAACACAGAAUGAGCAAAGUGGGUUUGGGACUACUCAACAGAAUCUGAACCUAAGUUCCUUCAUGAAAGUCAAGAGUAAGGAUGAGACUAUUGAACUGGAUUGGCCCAUGGAAAUGGUUCAGUAUACAAAAAUAGAACCUAGUAUUUCAUUUUGUUGCAAUCCCUUGUACUUUGAUUUUGCCACUCUUUUGAAAGCUUUUGAAAACAGACAUUGCACAGGCAAUGUGAAAACUGAAACCCCAGUAUUAUUAACAGAAGGGAGUGAUGGUCCCAGCACUAAUAAUGUCCCUGAACAGAUUGAAUGUGCUAAAGAAGUUUUAGAUAAGUCUGAAGGAGUAGAUAUAUUGGCUGGUGGUGAUCAGGCUGUCAGUGAUAAACUACUUACUCAUAAACAUUCAAAACAUAGAAAAAAGCAUAGGUCAAAAAAGAAAAGAAAGAAAAGGAAAAUUAAGAGAGAGAUGGAUAAAGUCGAACAGCCUGGUGAUGAAGAUGUAAAAGAAGUGAAGAAGAAGAAAAAGAAAAAAAGACAUAAGCACAAGCAUCAUGAUAAUGCUGAAAAUAAUCCUGAUGGUAACCCAGCUGAAAAAGUGGAUAAAAGCGCAAGAAGAAAAAGAGCAGUAAAGAUAAAGUUGAAGUGUCUGCGGAGGGAGGGGAUGGAGUUACCAGUAUUGAUGUCGGUGUUAAAGGUGACAAAGUAAAAUAAACACAAGAAGUCAAAGAAAUCAAGCAAACGGAAGCGUGACACGGAAGCUGAUGUCGAAAAUGUUGAAGCAGAGCUAGUAAAAACAGGAGAAAAGGAAUCAACUACUGAAGGAAACCAUGGUAGGGAGAAGCAUUCCAGACAUCGCUCUAAGAGAAGGAAGGUCAAGAAAGCUAAAAAAUCAGAGAAGAAGGAAACUGACCCUACUGAAUGUGAUACACAGAACAACAACGAUGUCAUAAAUGAGGAAGGUGCUAAGAUUCUUGUGGCGCCAAGCACAGUGGACAUCAACUCCAAACCAAUGGCUAAACCAGAUACUGAUGCAGAUGCGAAACAGGUAAAAAGUAAAACAGGUAACAUUGAAGCAAGUGAAAGAAAACGGAAGAUUUCUGGAUCUUCAGAUAUGAAGGAUAUUGAUGUUUGUAGUGAGGCUAAAGUAAAGAAAGGAAAAAGUCCAAUCGUUAAGCAAGAGCUAGGCGACAUAAUAAAAGGAAAGCAAGCCAAACAGCAUGAUAUCCGUCAUCAAGUUAAGAUUGAAAUGACCCAGAAAGCAAAGCCUGUCUUCAAGGAAACCUGUUCAAACGAUAGUAAAAGUAUAACCGAUGAAAGUGGGAAAGUUGCAUCAGAGCAUCAAGUUACGGAGAAGCCUGAAAAUAGUUGGAAAGACAUAGAAGACAUGAUUGAGGAGAAAGGUGACGAGGUUGAAGUAAAGCCGUCUUGGGACACAAGUGACAGUGAACUGGAAAAUUCUCUUGAUCUCAGAGAAAAGGCGUCCAUUAAAAGAAGCAAGCAUAAUGUAAAAAGUAAAAACCAGAAUGCCUCCCAUGGAUUGACUUCUAAGGAAACUGGUGGAAAACUAUCUAGCGCGGAGCAUCCCAAACCAAGCGCGUCAGAAGGAUCCCGCCAUCGUCGGAGUUACUCCUCGAGUAGCAGGUCCUCGUAUUCAAGAUAUUCUUCAGAUAGCUACGAUUCUCGGUCAAGAUCAUUUUCUCGCUCUAGUUCACGCUCGUACACGCGGUCAAGGUCCUACUCAGGAAGGAGGCAUAAACAUAGAAGUUAUUCACAUAGUAGUAGGUCGUAUUCUAGAUCAAGGAGUCGUACACGAUCAAGAGGACGUUCUCGUAGAAAAAGGUCUUACACAAGAAGCCGGAGUCGUUCAUAUAGCAGCAGUAGUUACUCCAGCAGAUCUCGCUCAUAUUCUAGGUCUCGCUCAAGUUCAUGGUCAAGAUCCAGAUCAUGGUCAUCAAGACGAGGAAGGUCGCGGUCGUCGUCGUUUUCAAGUUCAUCACGAUCGCGGUCAAGGUACAGGUCUGGCAAGAAACGAUACAGCAAGAAAAAAACUGUUGUUCACAAGGCGAGAGACUCUUCGUCAGAGGAUGAAAAAUCCGAGACAAGCAAAUCUAAGGAUUUAGGUAAGGGAGAUGUCGUUGAUAUCCCAUUGCCUGAAGCGCCGAUAUUCGGUAAAGAUGAUGUCACCCCUCAAACUCAGAGAGUUUUACAAAAACUCAAGGAGAAAAAGCAAAUGUUAAAUGACCCAGAGAAGGCCAAGAUACUGAACCAAGGUGCUGCGGAAACUGUUGUGGACAAGAUUGAAGCAUCGAAGCAGAAGAAUAAAGCUGAUGGCCAGAAGGAUUCUCCAAGCGAUAAGACUCUAAUUGACAUACCCUUACCCGAAAAGACUGUUGAUGCCGAUCAGUGUGGAGAGUCCUCAGCCGUAAAACCUGCUGAUGGUGACCUCUCUAAAAUCGCCACCCCAAUCACACCAAACGCUUCACAGUCAAACUCGUCCUCAAACCAACAAAUGCCAUUAUUAGCACCGCCACCACCUCCCCCACCCGGUGCCCAUAGAUAUCCUGCUGGAUACCAAAGACCACCAUUUCCAACAAAUCAGAGACCCCCCAUUUCCAGGAGCGCCUCCAUAUCCGAUAGAAUGCCAUUUCACCGUGGUGACCGACCACCUUUUCCGCAUGGUGACAGGCCACAAUUUCCAGGUGGUAGACCACCAUUUCCUGGUGAUCGACAACCUUUUCCAGGGCGAUUUCCCCCACGUGGAGACUUCAGACCAGACAUGUGCAGGAUGCCACCCCCAUGUUUUAACCAACGCGGUCCUCCACCGAGGAUGCCGCCACCUGGGUUUGGUCAACAUGGUUCGGGUAUGAUGCCUAACGACCCAAGGGCUCCAAGACCUUGGUUCAACCACCAUCCUGAAACCACGGCAGAUGAUGAAAACACAAACAAGGAUGCCCCUCCACCCCUGCCUCCACCCAAAUCUCCGUCACCUCAGCCUCCUCCACCUCCGAAAAAAGAAGAGGCCAAGCCGGAACCUACCCCAAUGCCACCUCCAAUAAUAAUUCCCCCAGAACAAGAGGAGCAAUAUCGUCAGCUACAAGCGCAAGCACAAAAACAUGCCAAAAAACAGCAACGUAAGCAGAUGCAAGAGAUGUCUGGGCAACCAAUUGAUAGCACUGAUAGCGACGACAGCGAGGCGCAGACAAUGGAAAUGGAGGAAGCUGCAGAAAUGGAACAAGAUGCAGAUGCCCAAUCCCAAGCCGUAAGCCUACUACAACCGACUUUGAUAGCCAUACCCAAUAGCCAGAAUCCGACUCUACAGCCACACCCGGCGUUGUUAAUGUCACAGGGACAAGCAGCUGCAAGUCCGCUUGUUCCGCAAAUUCUGACAAGUCAGCCGCAGAUAUUGAUUCCAGCAUCAAGUCUCUAUUCUCAGUCUGGGGUACCCCUUCAGGCUGGGGCACCAGUCAUGGCGCUACCUGGCAUGCCGGGGGACACUUGGUUCAUGUGCCCACUCGUAUUGCAAUUCCAGGCGGAUUUUCAGCAAGUGCAGCUGCAGCUGCAGGUAUACAAAUUCCAGGUAUGAGCACGGGAGCCUUACCCGUUUCUGCUACAGGUUUACAUAUUCCAGGAUUGCAAACUACCCCUGGUCUUCAAAUAGCAGGGUUGAGUGGCGCUCUUCCCGGGCACAUACCUAGUCAGUUGAUAGCAGGGGCAGGAGGCCAUCAUGCCAUUGCUCCUGCUGGCCUACAGUUAGCCUCACAAUUUACACAUCCUCUCCUGGCUCAGGCAGGACACCCACAGCCUAUUAUGAUUGGAAAUCAAUUGCUAAUACCACGAAUCAUUCGACCAGCAUUAUAGUACAUGUAUUAGCCAUUCGUUGUAAAGAUCAUUGAAAGUUGUUUAACUAGUACAAAGGGGGAACCAUGUUUAAAAAAGUCUAUUUCAUCUAUUCCUCUUGCCCAGCGUGUAAAUGCAAUGUAUUUAUUAGAAUUUUGUUCCGUUUUUCUUUUAUUUAAUUUUUUUUCAAUCAUGGAUUGUUAAAAGAGGCGAUAAUUUAAGGCGUGUUUUUAAAUCUGUUACUGAUAAAUUGUAAAUAUCUACAUUGUUCUUUGACUCUUGUUUAUGUAAAUCAUUGAUUAGUAUUUUGCUUUGAUCAAAUGAUACACGCUCCUCUGACAAUUCCUGGAAUGUACCAUUUUUAUGCAACGGAUUUCAUUUAUUUAUAUAUGUAGAAAACAUCGGAAUACAACUUCCAGGAGAGUUUUUCAAUAUCGCUAUGUGAUGAAGUCCUUUGUGGAAGACUUAUUUUAGCCAGACUGUAACAGUUCCUCUUAGUUGUAUAGACUUGUAUAAAUGAUAGUGCCAUUUUUUGUAUUUUUAUUUUGAAAAUAUAAGACUCCUCCGAAAUGUGAACUUGGUGUUUUUAAGUAUGCCAUUUUACCUAAUUUUCUGAUAGAAAAAGAUCUCCGAUGAACAUGGAUUAUCCAUUGUGAUAUUGUCAUUGUGUAAACAUGUCCUUUAUGCCACAUUUGCAGGAAUGUGUAAUAUGUGUAUAUGCUCUGAUAAAACCAAGGUUUUUUUUCUGCCGUCGGUUUUAAUGAUACAUGUAUAUUACUUGGGCUGUAAAUGGGGGCCAUGUACAAUAGUUCAAGAUAUGUUUAUUUUCUUCGAAAAAUUAGCUUAUGUGCCUGUGUGAUAAUUCAUUAGAUGCAAGAAGUUUGGUAUUCGCUUUCGUGCUCUUUGAUUUGUUGCCUUACUGUUGCUGAAACCUUACCAGACAACAUUAAAAGUGCUUUCAAGUUCAGUUUUAAUAUGAUAAGCUUUUCAGACGUAACCGAUACCUCCGUAUGUUCAUAUUGGGAAGGAUGGUCUCAUGGGCUCUGGUAGAGUAAAUGUAUGCUUGUAGUCCCACAGAAAAGAAAAGAAAAAAAAAACAUUGACGGUUUUCGUCUGUGAUACCAUAUCGUACUUUGUAAUAACCCUAUGACUUUCCAGCCUGUUCAUUAAAACAUUGUGAAACGAAA
Molecule: messenger RNA, 5744 nt
Organism: Liolophura sinensis
Lineage: Eukaryota; Metazoa; Mollusca; Polyplacophora; Chitonida; Chitonidae
Product: G patch domain-containing protein 8-like
Cellular component (GO): nucleus
Source: RefSeq, a predicted model, not a curated record